AACCACCUGACCCACAAAAUGUCAAAAUCCUAACCUAACCCAAAAAUCACGCAAUAACACCACAAAACCGCAUUAAAGACGUAAAAAAUGACAAAACUGGCGUGAUAUAAUGUCAAAACUAUUAUUUCAAAUCAAAUUAUGCAACCCGAAAGUGUUAGGUAAAUCAUAUAGCCCCACUUUGCUCCUCAAGAAACAUGUCUACUUCACGUUACCUGCAGCCACUUAUGUGAAUAAAUCCGACCGGAAGGCGACCACAGUCGCCCUCACUGAAGACGUAACCAAAGCAUUUCCCGAAAAACCUUCGAUAGUUCCAGCAUGGCGCCCCACGCCCUCCACCGACCGCACAAACAUCAUCCAACAAUACCUCAAACUAUCCAAAAUCCGCCUAACUACCCUCGUUGUGGUCACCUCCAUGGCGGGCUACGCCGUGGCCCCUGCGCCGUUUGAAUGGGGGCCCUUCGCGCUGUGCAUAGCCGGGACAGGGCUAUUAUCAGCCGCGGCCAACGCCGUUAAUCAGUUUCAUGAAGUCCCGUUCGACGCUCAGAUGAACAGGACCAAACAGCGGGUUUUGGUCUGUGGCCGGCUUACGCCGCUUCAUUCAAUUUUGUUUGCCGCAACUGCAAGUUUGAGUGGGUUAGCCAUUUUGAAUUUUGGGGUUAACGGCCUUACUGCCAGUCUAGGGCUCGCCAACUUCAUCCUCUACACCUCCAUUUACACCCCCAUGAAGCGGAUAAGCAUUUUGAACACGUGGGUGGGAUCAAUCGUUGGUGCAAUUCCCCCGUUGAUGGGUUGGGCCGCCUGUGCCAAUUCGCUGGGUCCUGGUGCAUGGCUGAUGGCGGCCCUUUUGUACAGUUGGCAGUUCCCGCAUUUCAACGCUUUGUCCUGGAAUUUGCGCCCGGAUUAUUCCAGGGCCGGUUACAGGAUGAUGGCGGUCACAAAUCCGGGUUUGUGUCGACGCGUGGCCCUUAGACAUACCAUUGCUCUUGAGGCCAUGACGAUAGCAGCGCCAUUUUUAGACGUUACCAAUUGGUGGUUCGUUUUAGAAGCUUCACCGUUGAAUUUGUAUUUUAUUUAUUUAGCUUAUAAUUUUUACAAAGAUUCGUCCAGUCAGACCUCCCGGAAGUUGUUCCGGUUUUCGUUGAUACACUUGCCGUUGUUGAUGAUUUUAUUCCUGGUAAAUAAAAAGAAGUGGUUUGUUUUCGACGAAGAGCCCCAAUCUAGUGUAAAAAACGUAGUAGCUGUUACUUAAUUAAAAAAUAAAUAAAUUAUUUUGAAAGUA
Messenger RNA from Tribolium madens (black flour beetle), 1279 nucleotides. RefSeq names its product protoheme IX farnesyltransferase, mitochondrial (gene Cox10). Lineage: Eukaryota; Metazoa; Arthropoda; Insecta; Coleoptera; Tenebrionidae. Gene Ontology annotation, cellular component: mitochondrion; mitochondrial membrane. The record is from RefSeq and is a predicted model, not a curated record. Gene Ontology annotation, molecular function: protoheme IX farnesyltransferase activity. The transcript has 6 exons. Bases 110 to 1249 code for a protein of 379 amino acids. Gene Ontology annotation, biological process: heme biosynthetic process.